CUCUGGCAGAGCACUGCCAACGCUGGCUAACAGAUUGAAAGGUCCUUGGAUUUUUACAGGCUGAUGCUGUUGAAUUUUUCUACUUGUUUAAGAGCUUGGGUCAGAUGCAAUAAUCCCUUUUCCCAGUCUGGUUUUUCUUCAUUGAUGUGCAGAAGGGAAUUGUUAUGAUAGAAAAUCCAGGAACAUGAUUUUUCCUGUAUCUCAAGGAGAAAACCUCAACGGUAUCAUCUCAGUAUGAGCUCUUGAGUUCUUUGAAGAUAUUGUGAACAUCAGGAGAGACUUCUCUUCUGCAGGUUCUUUGGAAGACAUAAACUGACCUUGAAACUGAGCAAAAUGAGUAGGAGAAAACAAGAAACCUUUCCUACAGAUGACAUCAGUGGACACAGCCUGUGAAGGUCUGUCAGGGUGUCUACAGAAUUGAUCCAGAAUCUGGUCCAUGGUGGAGAGAAAGCCUCAGCUGGUUUAGUGUUCUGAACCAAGUCAGUCCUUAGCCUGUGCCAUGAAGACAAGAAGGACUUUUCUACAUUGUGCAUAUCAAAGUUUUCAUCACUCUCUCACAACAUCCUUCUGGAAAACUCAGUGUGAGUUGGAUGAGAGGGCAGUGAUAGGGAUUGAGAACUGACUGCAGAGCAGAGCCCAGAGAGUCAUGAUCACACAUUGGAGGCCUAUAAUUAAUGGUGUCCCCAGGGUCUAAUGCUGGGCCCAGUAUCAUUUAACUCUGUCUGUGUAUGGAUCGUGGAGGACUGGGAUGGGUUUUGGUGGACCAGGAAAGGAGUUAGGAGGUUGAAAAUGAGUUUUCAGAGGGCUAGGAUUCAUUAUGGGGGGACCAGGAAUGUGUUCUUGGUUUUGUGGAUGGAUCUGGGGAGAGCAGGGCUGGAUUUGAGGGGGGCAGUGUUGGGUUUCAGGGGGUUCCUCCACUUCUGUUGUGACAUUAUGUGUUGUCACGGUGAUGUUGGAACCCACAGUGUUGUGAGGUUGGGUUGGGACAGUUAGGUGUCUCCAGUUCCCACUGGGUGCUGAGCUGGAGGAUCAUGGGACCCUGGUGAGGAGCCAGCCCACCAUGGUGACAUUGGUGGUAGGCGCCGAGUGCUAUGAUAUAAUGGCCAUGGUAGGGAAGGGGACCUUUGGACAGGUGAUCCAGGGGCAGUGCAGGAGCACGGGGGACAUGGUGGCUAUCAAGAUCCUGAAGAACUGUGAUCACAAUGGCCAAAUAGUGAAGAAUGAACUGAGGCUGCUGCAGGCCUUGCGGGAGGGGGACACGAAGGACUCUCACAUCGUCCACUUCCUCGAGUCCUUCAGUGACACGGUCUGGACCUACCUGGUCUUCGAGCUGCUGCAGCAAAACCUCUUAGACUUCCAAAAGCAGAACAACUUCUCACCGCUGCCAGUCCGACACAUCCGCACCAUCACAGCACAGGUGCUGAGGGCACUGGUCAAGCUGAAGGAGCUCUCCAUCAUCCACGCUGACAUUAAGCCAGAGAACAUCAUGCUGGUGGACCACGCACGCUAUCCGUUCCGCAUCAAGCUCGUUGACUUUGGCUCGGCUAUCCUCCUCCCCGAGAUCUGCCACGUCCGCGAGCCCUACAUCCAAACCCGCUUCUACCGGGCUCCGGAGAUCUUGCUGGGGUUGCCCUUCUGUGAGAAGGUGGAUAUCUGGUCUUUGGGCUGUGUGAUGGCUGAGCUUCAUCUGGGUUGGCCGCUCUACCCUGGCAAUAACGAGUACGACCAAGUGUGCUACAUCUGCUCCACCCUGGGGCUACCCCGGGCCGAGCUGCUCUGCGCUGCCCAGAAGACACGGUCCUUUUUCCAGUAUGUGCCGUGUUCCACUGCCACCUGGCAGCUCAAACCACCAGGGAGGGUGAUGGCAAAGCCGAUGGAGAGGAGGGAGCAUAUCUUUUCCUCGCUGGAUCAGUUGGCGGUGGUGAAUGUCUGCCCGAUGCCUGAUCCUGACCAGGAGGAGCUGGCCAAGCGCUGUGAUCUGUACAGGAUGGUGGAGCUGGUCAAGAGGAUGCUCACCUGGGACUCGCAUGAGCGAAUCACACCCAGUGCUGCCCUUCAUCAUCCCUUCAUCUCCAUGCAGGAGGUGAAGGCCGGCUUCGAGGCCACCCUGUACUACCAGCUCAGUCAGGAAGACCUGAGGGCAUCCUGUAAGGAUUCCAGCAUAGCCGAGGUCUUCCCUGGCACAGAGAAAGGCGCCUUCAUCCCUGCCAGCCAGGGAGGCAUCCAGAAGGCCUCUGCCCAGAUGGAUGGGCUCAGCCUGGCUGAGCCAGCUGGGGACACCAGUGACAAGCGUCAGCAGGACAUCUGCCAAGGCCCCAGCCCCACCCACCGUGGAAGCCAGUACUGUCAGCAUAACUGGUGCCCCCAGAUGGAGCCCACUGACGGUCACUUGUCUGUGCUGGGGUCUCCCAGCAAAAUGGAACCGUACAGCCACUGCAGUGGCAGCCCAGUCGUUGGUGGCAUUGUGGAACAGCACCUGCCUGGAAGAUGUGACAGCUCAUCCUGUGUCAAGGUACAGGGAGGGGGCUCCUGGGCACACGCACUCUGAGACAAAGGGUGCUUGGGGUUCCUUACUUACUUGGAUUUCCUGGUGCCAGGUGUCCCCAGGUGCCUGAGGUCCUCACAAAAAGGAGGUAACACUCACCCCCUCGCCAUGCUUCCCCUGUUCCCCACCACAGAGAGCUCUGGUGAUGUGGCGCAACCCCAAGCCUCCAGGGAUUUGGAGAAUGGGCUCAGGCUGGGCUGGGAUGUCCCUGCAGUGCUCAGCAUGCUCCUCCUACCACAGAGCCAGCAGUACUGAGACCCCACAGCAACCCUUGCACACACUUCAGCAGCCCAGAGUUUGCAAGAGACCUUCUUCUUCUUCACUUUCAAGCACCCCAACCGCCAAAACC
Messenger RNA from Hirundo rustica (Barn swallow), 2894 nucleotides. RefSeq names its product homeodomain interacting protein kinase 4 (gene HIPK4). Gene Ontology annotation, biological process: peptidyl-threonine phosphorylation; peptidyl-serine phosphorylation. The transcript has a single exon. NCBI's taxonomy places the organism in Eukaryota, Metazoa, Chordata, Aves, Passeriformes, Hirundinidae. Gene Ontology annotation, cellular component: nucleus; cytoplasm. The record is from RefSeq and is a predicted model, not a curated record. Gene Ontology annotation, molecular function: protein serine/threonine kinase activity; protein tyrosine kinase activity; ATP binding. Bases 1061 to 2548 code for a protein of 495 amino acids.